Biomphalaria glabrata is the source of this 2070-nucleotide messenger RNA. RefSeq names its product immunoglobulin superfamily member 10-like. The transcript has 7 exons. Gene Ontology annotation, cellular component: neuron projection membrane. The record is from RefSeq and is a predicted model, not a curated record. Gene Ontology annotation, biological process: synapse organization. Bases 124 to 1209 code for a protein of 361 amino acids. Lineage: Eukaryota; Metazoa; Mollusca; Gastropoda; Planorbidae.
AACGAUAGUAAGUGUCCAAUACAAUAACAUCAGUAUGGCCUGUACAGCUCUGUCUGAAACUUCAACUUGGUCCUUCUGAUGGAGUUGUUUUGUCAUUGCAUUGGUUCCAUAUCAAGUUAAACAAUGUUUGUUCUUAAAGUUGCUUGUCUAUUGAUGACCUUUAAGUCGUGCUGUAUUUUAAUCAAAGCAGCUACAGUGACCGAAAAGGUUGAGCCACUGAAUACAACAAGCAUUGAAAAUGUGACUUUUAUAGAAGGAGAUAUUGCCAUUCUGCCUUGCCCUUUUAAGACAAUGGGCUACCUAAAGGUAAUUUGGCUCAGCCCUGAUAUGACAGUGAUCAGUCUUAUGGAUCGGCGCUUCAUCGGCGACGUACGUAUGCGUGUGGCGCGUCCUGACAAUGAUACAUGGAACCUUCACAUCAACAACAUCCGCUCCAAAGACACCGGCUACUAUCAGUGCAGCUUAAACUCAGACCCAGUGCAGACCAAGAAGAUUUAUCUUGAUGUCAAAAGUGCACCUACAGAGAUCAAAAAGAUUCAGCCAAUGAAUGACACUACCAUUCAUCACGUGACCGAAACGGAGGGAGGUAAUGCUAUUCUGCCCUGCUCUUUUAAGAGCAGUGCUACGGGCUACGUACAGGUAGUAUGGAUGAGCUCUGAUAUGACUUUGAUGAGCAUUGAGGAUCUGCGUAUCACGGACGACGAGCGUGUGAGCGUGAGGAGCCCUCAAAAAGAUGUCUGGAACCUCCACAUCAACAACGUCAGGCCUAAAGACACUGGUUACUAUCGAUGCAGCUUAAUCAAUGACCCAGUGAAGACCGAGAUGGUUUAUCUCCAUGUCAAAGAACGGACUAAAACCUCAACAACAUCAGCUACAUUUACGACGCCAGUAUUUGUUCAAACAACAACCAUCUUUAGGAAGCGAACACCAGACAAAGCCACACGAGGUCACCAUGCUAAAACUACGGUUAAAAGACCUAGAAAAACAAAAUGCCGACCUAUAUCAAAAUGCCAGUCACGGAGGACUAGACCAACAUUGCGCAGGACUAGACCAGCAUUACGCAGGACUACACCAACAUUGCCAUCGAGUGGAAAAAAAGAUCAAACAUCUAGCCGAAUUUCGAGUUUGGAAAUGAGAAGACUUGGCUAUUCAAGGAUCGAAGCAGCUUUACUACGUGUGAUAGAAGCGAUGAAAGUAUUCAGUUCCUAGUUACAAAGCCAUGAUCCUUUGUAAUACAUCUUGUUUGUUUAUUACACUCUUAUAUGUAUACAUGUAUAGUUCGUCCAUCGUGGUUCGAUGAUGACCACUUUGUCAUCCAGGGGGGCUGAGGGCUUUGCACUGGGGUUUUGUGCCUCCUCAUGUGGCUGGUGAGACCUAUGUGAGCCCAGAAUGUUCGGCCGCGCACUGGGCAGGUUAUUCCAGCUGGAGCUAGUGUCGCUUGCCUUGCUUUUCUUUUCUGGCGUUUUUCUUCUGUAGAGACUUAUACAGAAUUUAGCAUUAACUUCGUUUGCUUAGAAUCUGCCAUAUUAUCUACAUUUAAAUGGGUUACAUUCCCUUCUGCGUGGCGGUGGGAUAGAAACUAGUUUCUAUGUAAUUUCUUGUUAUUAAGAUCUGCUUUUCCAAGAAUUGUUACUUGAUAAGAAUUAAUUAUUUUUUGACACAAUAUCUAGAAAACAACAUUAUAUUUACAUUUUUUUUACAAAGCUAAUAUCAAUUUACUGUCUGUCUGUCUGUCUGUCUGCUAUGAAUUUGGAACAUGUUAUCUUUUCCACUUUUCAUUCUCGAAUUAAGUUGAAACUUUGCGCAGCCAUUAAUUGUCCCUCACAAAACUUGAAUCAAUAAAAAAUAUUUACUAAUUAAUUAAUUAAUCAGUGGUAAUGGAAUUUAGUUAAAAGUAAAAAAAAAGAGAAAUAGAUUGUACAGUGUUGAGAGAUACGGCCGAAAAUGUGCAGUUCUUUCCCUUAUAAAAGCUUUUGUUUUAAUUUUUUUUUUAUGUUGCUUGUUAUCAAUUUUUCUUUCACGGCUAAAUAAAUCUGGCUUUGAAUAAAAUAAAGUUUCAGCAGAAGCGAA